Lachnellula hyalina is the source of this 2685-nucleotide messenger RNA. RefSeq lists its product as uncharacterized. The transcript has 2 exons. Lineage: Eukaryota; Fungi; Ascomycota; Leotiomycetes; Helotiales; Lachnaceae. The coding region runs from base 1 to 2685 and encodes 894 amino acids. The record is from RefSeq and is a predicted model, not a curated record.
AUGGCCAAUACCCAUGCCGAAAACCCAUUUCAGGAUACUGAUCCAUCUCAUCGAUUCAACCCUCCCCAAUCUAAUUUUGGCUUCAAACGCCGCACACGUCCACCUCCAGUACAUCUUAAUGGUGUAAGAGAUGCGGAAAGUCGGGUGCCUUUGAAGUUGGAACGGCCAGAAUCGAAAGGUGGAUUACGUGGAAUCUUUAGCAGGAACAACAGGUCAAAUGUUACCCUUGACCCAGCCCCAGAAGACACACCUCCAGUUUCUGCAUUCUCUGAGAGGUCGAUGAAGGCUGUUGCAGAAAGAAGUCUUCCUCGAAGCCUGUCGGUAAAACGAACAACGACUGCCCAAACGAGGCCAGUCACCCCGAAGCCUACCACUAGGCUACCUCGAAUGAAUCUGAGAUCCAAGUCUGUGAAACAGGCCAACGUGCCUCCUAGCAAGAAACCGAUUAUUCCAUCGAGGACGAGUAAAUCGAGUCCGAGGUCUACGAAAACAUACCCACAACCACCAACUCGUACAUCACCUACUUGGGAUCCUCCACCUCUUUUCCAAGCAUACCCACAAGCGGUCAAGCAUGCAACGCUGUCUGCCUCGACGCUGUCCGCUGAUGCAAUAUUGCGAAUAAGUAAUCACAAGCGGAAUAGUAGUGUACGGGAAGAGACGACCCAAGCUCGGCAAAAUGGGGGCGAUCCAAUUGCAGCUGUAAAGAAGACGGAAAGGGCGAAAGGCAGACACCGAAGGCAAAUCUCUGGCUCAAUAUCUAAAGCAGAUUGGACCCAGAAGAUUUUCAUUCUGGUCACGUCAGGGUAUCUUCUCCAAUAUGCGGCAACUGGCUCAUUUGAUAGACUGCCAGAAAAGAUGAUGAAGCUUGGCAAGGAAUCGGUUGCAUUUGCAAGUGAUGUAAUUCCAGGAAAACAUUGGGUUCUUCAAAUUUCUCAAGCAAUGGACUCCGAUGGAGUCCCAGCUGCUGACUCCCGGUCCUUGUUGUCAAGGCUCACUUUUAGGGGUGCUGAUUAUCGAAGAAGUGCAACCAGUUUACUAUUAGUUCUAAAUAGUGCAGAAGACAUGGAUGCCUGGAUGGCUGUUGUGCGAAAAGAGAUUGAGGCCCUAGGUGGCAAGAAGCUUGUUUCUGAGACAGGAAAACCAAAAGCGGAUGGCAAUGUGAUGCAGCUCAAGGAGCGGCCGAGUCAUCGCUAUUUAGUGCAGAAGGAUCCUGAUCAGUUUUCGAAUCCUGCUUCCCCUCAAGCUCUCUGCUUUGCCCCCCCUUGGAACGUUGAGAACCCAACUGGAGAAACAAUGGAAGAUGCUGCAUCUACUCUGGUCGAUCCAGAACCUCCGGUGAUUCGACCUUCAACUGGCCACUGUUCUAGAACGAACAGCACCACGUCGCGCGAUGAGCAGCAGCUUGAUAAUUUGAGGCAUAGCACCAAUCGCCUCUCCUACAUGUCUUCUGGCCAGCGAACUUUGAUCUCUUCACCAGCUACUUCACCAAACAGAGAGAGUUUCUCAGCAUCUGAGGAUAUCCCUCCCAGCAUAUUUACUGAAGAAUCAAGGCCAAGACCAAUUGCGUCCGCCAUCAAUGAGCGCCGAAGGUCCAUGCAGAAUAUGCCUGUUCCACUCCUUGAAGCACAUACGCCAAAAGGUUACCGACAUUCGACCUACGGAGGCCCUUCCCGCCCAAUUCGAAACCCGUCGUCUCCUGUUCCUCCAAAUUUCAGUAUCCCAACCUCGUCCAUCCAAAGAUAUACAACAAUUAAAGGCCCUGUUAUCAUAAUUCCAGGACAACCCACUAACGAGAUGCCCAUCAACGAGAUUCCUACCAUAAUUACGACCACACCGACUAAAAUAUGCGAGGCGUUACCCCAGGGGCCUAGGAAGAUACCACCAGUAGCACUGAAACUAACCGUAGCCCAAUCACUCCCUCUUGUCAAAGAUAGCCAAUCUCCUCUGCACCAAAUGCAGGUCUCCACACCCACCAAGUCUUUGGAGGAUGUAUCACAAAUCAAACCACGGACUCCGAGUGAAAUUGCCUCUUCACCAAAUGAAGUCGCUGAUUCAUCCCGCGGUUUCAGCGUAUUGCCUCUGAAUUCACACGAAACUUCGCAUGUCGGCUUCCACCUUCCUGGUAGACCCUCGAGCACGCGUACUCUAGUUGAUACAGAAGAUCGACUCCCAGAAGCACCACUACGGCCUGCACCGCCGUAUCCAUCUGAAGCGCUGUCAACACCGUUACCAGUCUCACCACCUAUUACUGAGAUGAAGGAAGAAGCGAACGUCACAAGUGCUCACACAGAGAAAGAAUUACUGUCACCACUACCAGCUAUCACAAACACGAGAAUUAAGCUCCGACGUCCAGUAAGCAUGCAAAUUCGAGCUACAGAACGCUCGCAAUCUCAGAGCCCUCGAUCAAUACCCAAAUGUACGUUGACGCCCCGAAACCGGCCAUUGUUGUCUCCAUCGAAAGAAACGACAUCAGCAUCAUCGCUUCUAUCACCAUCAAUGCAGCGCUUGAAAUCAGCAGGGAAUGCGAAGUCGUUGGCAAAUAGAAAGAGCAUGCCAGUACUUAUCAAUGGGCCACCUGCUCCCCCGCCGUCCUGCGCAUUGCCACCACUGCCACCAGGAAGUAGUUCGAGCAGCUUGAAAUCUCCCGCUUCGGCGAAGAGUGUUAGGGCUUCCGUGCCUGCUUGA